AGUGAUUAUUAGUAAUGAAAUUAUUUAUGAAUUAAUAUUUGAUAUUAAAAUCAUUGAUAAUUUAUCCAAUGAUUAAAACAUUAUGUAUUUUAAUGGUUUGUCUGUCACUACAACUAAAACUCAAUUAUUGUUAUGCAAUCAAUUGAUCCGUAAAAGACUUGUCCAAUCAGUUGGCAGACGUAAUAUUUCCUCGACAACAAAAUGGUCAUCAAAAGUAUCGGCCACUUCUUACUUGUUAUUGGCGAUACCGUCGGCUACCUUUUGUCUGGGCUGUUGGCAAAUUCAGAGAAGACAAUGGAAAUUGGAUCUAAUCGAUAGAUUAGAACAGUUGACAAAACUAUCGGCCGUCGAUCUUCCCGAAGAUUUAGAUGAAUUAUCAGAACUAGAAUACAGAAAAGUCAAACUUCGAGGAAGGUUUGACAACUCAAUGGAGAUGUAUAUCAGUCCGCGUUCUUUGCUUCAGACGGAAGACCAUAGAAAUAGUUCUGUAUUUAGUAAAUCUACGAAAGACUCGAUCGGUGUUUGGGUUAUAACACCGUUUGAAUUGAAAGGCAAAGACACAAGAAUUUUGGUCAACAGAGGUUGGGUUCAUAGAUCACAAAUGGAUCCAAAAACGAGACCAAAUGGUCAAACUGGUGAAGAAAUUGAAUUGAUUGGUAUCGUCCGUAAUACAGAAAAGAGACAGCCAUUUGGUUUGAAAAACGAUGAGAAGUCCAAUGUAUGGCAUUAUAGAGACAUAGAAGGAAUGGCCCGACGGCUUAAUACAUUACCGUUAAUAUUUGAUGCCGACUAUAACAGUACAAUACCCGGCGGUCCUAUUGGCGGACAGACUCGUGUUAGUCUGAGAAAUGAACACAUGUCUUAUAUUAUCACAUGGUUUGGCUUAUCAAUCAUCACAUUUUAUUUAUGGUAUUUAAAAAUUUAUAAACGAAAACGAGUAUUUUAA
Oppia nitens is the source of this 946-nucleotide messenger RNA. RefSeq names its product surfeit locus protein 1-like (gene Surf1). The transcript is spliced from 5 exons. Gene Ontology annotation, cellular component: membrane; mitochondrion. The record is from RefSeq and is a predicted model, not a curated record. Gene Ontology annotation, biological process: mitochondrial respiratory chain complex IV assembly. NCBI's taxonomy places the organism in Eukaryota, Metazoa, Arthropoda, Arachnida, Sarcoptiformes, Oppiidae. Bases 83 to 946 code for a protein of 287 amino acids.